UUCGAUGUGGUUGUCACAUGUGACGACCAGAGAAGGUUAUGCGCGAUUGAAACAUGGCUGCUUGCACACGGAGGGCUGCAGAGGUCCUCUGUUUAGUAAGGACCUUAAGACAAAUUCAGCAUCAAAAUGAACGUUUUAUCUCAACGUCGCUGCCCCACCUUGCUGCGGGAGGAGAUGGUCGACCACCUAAAUUCACCCCACCACCUAAACCAGUUAUUGUUGACAAAACACAAUCCGAAGCUUCAUUACGACGGUUUCUUAGCCCUGAGUUCAUCGCUCCACGUUCUCGAACCAGCGGCUUGAAGUUCGUUGUUGAGAGGAAGGAUAUGGUCCAGAGGCGUAAAGUACUCAAUAUCCCUGAAUUUUAUGUUGGAAGCAUAAUGGCAGUGUCCAUGAAGGACCCAUAUGCCAACGGGAACACAAAUCGCUUUGUGGGUAUAUGCACGCAGAGAAAAGGCAGCGGGCUAGGAGCCACAUUCAUCCUUAGGAACAUCAUCGAUGGACAAGGUGUAGAGAUCUGCUAUGAGAUGUACAGUCCGCGCAUCCAAGCCAUUGAAGUGCUCAAGCUAGAGAAGAGGCUGGAUGAGAACCUAAUGUACCUACGCGAUGCUCUCCCAGAGUAUAGCACUUUCGACUUUGACAUGAAGCCUGCACCCCAUAAUCCCACUGCAGAUGUUCCCAUCAAUACUGUCAAAGUUCGGAUGAAGCCAAAGCCAUGGUCCAAGCGCUGGGAGAGGCCAAAGUUCAACAUCCAGGGCAUUCGCUUUGACCUCUGCCUGACCCCUGAGCAGAUGGAGCAUGCUCAGAAGUGGGCGCAGCCCUGGCUGGAGUUCGACAUGAUGAGGCACCACGACACUGCCCAGCUGGAGGAGGCCAUCUACAAGGAGGUGCAGGCUGAGCUCAGCAAGUGAUGCCCCCCCCCACGCCCCCGCCCCCGCCCCCGCCCCCAAAGGGAGGGAGGAAGGGUGGACUGAUGGACAGACUGAACUGAAAGUGUCACAGGGUUCUAGCGAUAGGGGUGUCGGAAAUGACCAAGCUUUGGGUGUGAAGACAGCAGGGGACGGACCCAUCAGCUGUGUGGAGCAGUGAUUAUUGAUUAUGGAUUACUGUAUGAGCAGUGAUUAUUGAUUACUGAAUUGAUUACAGCAGUGAUUGUUGUGUGCGCCAUUUUCUCUGCCUGUGUGGUGAAGAAACCAAAACUGCUUUAUAUUUAAAAGAUGUGUCUCCAUCCAAAUACACUCAUUUAAAAUGGACUAAUGUCUGGUCAUUGUUAUAACAGCUGCCAAUGCUUAACAUUUAAAAAAAAAAAAAAACAUUACCUGUCCUGUGAUUUGUAAAUAUACUGCGAGUUUUUUAAGCAGCCUCAUAUGGAGCUUUGAAAUUGAAUGAGAGAAUUGUGUGGUUUGGUCAGGGUUUUCACUUAAGGUGUGGGUCAUAGUGCGUUUAGCACUGUCUGGUUGGGUAUGAGUGGUUGUUGUUGGGCUUUUUAAUGUUAUGUAAGCAUUGUUUAUAUAUGUUGGCUCUUGACAAAAAGGCUGUUCAAUUAAACCAUGUAGACCUUUUAAGAU
Messenger RNA from Alosa sapidissima (American shad), 1568 nucleotides. It is a transcript of the gene mrpl19, whose product is annotated as mitochondrial ribosomal protein L19. The record is from RefSeq and is a predicted model, not a curated record. The coding region runs from base 54 to 911 and encodes 285 amino acids. NCBI's taxonomy places the organism in Eukaryota, Metazoa, Chordata, Actinopteri, Clupeiformes, Clupeidae. Gene Ontology annotation, molecular function: structural constituent of ribosome. Gene Ontology annotation, cellular component: ribosome; mitochondrial large ribosomal subunit. Gene Ontology annotation, biological process: translation. The transcript has 6 exons.